CAGUGGCCAAAACCGAUCGUCCCCUGCUCUGCUCCAAGCAAAGCGUCUGGAUUCUGGAGGAAGCAGCAUGUCUCCUUCCCUCUUCGUGGUUGUAGUGGCAUUCCUGAAUCUGGUGCUAUUGGCCAGAGGACAGAAGACAGAGCCCUUCAGUGGCCUCACUGACCAAACACUUUUUCGUGGAGCUGAUCGCUAUGAUUUUGCCAUCAUGGUCUCACCAGGAGAAACAGAAUGCUUCUGGCAGUUUGCUCACCAAAGUGGAUACUUUUACUUCACUUACGAGGUCCAGCGGACAAUGGGAUUUUUACACGGCCGUCAUAUUACUGCCACUGCACGUACUCCAAAAGGUUUUCUCAUUGAUAAAUCCCAGGACAUCCGAGGCCAGAUCAACUUUUCUACCAAAGAGACAGGCUUUCACCAGCUUUGCCUGAGCAAUCAACAUAACCAUUUCGCCUCUGUCCAAGUGUAUCUCAAUUUUGGAGUCUUUUACAAGGGGGCUGACAUGGCGAAUGAUCAGAAGAAUGAGGAGAGACAAAAACUGAAUGAUACUCUGGAUGCCAUCGAGGAGAGUACACACAAGGUCCAGAUGAAUAUCUUCCACAUGUGGAGGUACUACAACUUUGCCCGCAUGAGGAAAGGGUCUGACUUUUUCACUCUCCAAUCAAACUAUAACUACGUGAACUGGUGGUCAACAGCCCAGAGUAUAGUUAUUGUCCUUUCUGGGAUCCUGCAGUUGUAUUUCCUGAAGCGUCUCUUCAAUGCCCCCCAAGUCACAGACACGAGGAAGCCAAGAUGUUAAAGGCAAGACAAGUCCUAAUCCCUCCCACUCCCCUUUUUUUCCCCAAAGCUCAUCAAAUCAGUUUUAUGAAAGCGUUACAGAAAUUAACCAUCCACACCAAAUUUUUAAAAAAUCAUUGUCAUCACUCACAAAGGACCAGGAGCAGCAGUAAAAAUAACUAAAUUCAGAAUUAUUACUUGGCUUUAAGCGAGUCCAUGACAAGUCCUUAAAAAGCUUG
This is a messenger RNA of Phascolarctos cinereus (koala), 1013 nucleotides long. RefSeq names its product transmembrane p24 trafficking protein 6 (gene TMED6). The record is from RefSeq and is a predicted model, not a curated record. NCBI's taxonomy places the organism in Eukaryota, Metazoa, Chordata, Mammalia, Diprotodontia, Phascolarctidae.